GAAGGCGAAGUGAGUCAUCUUGGUAACACACGAUCUUUGUUGUAGCUAAACAGCUACCGCUAACGGGGGACAAAUGCAGCCUGGGCAGCCCUGAUCCGUCCCUCGCCUCGGUAUGAUGCCUGGAGACAGCAGCAUGACCUCCAUUGUUCAAAGAAUAGCCCGACAGGCUCUUGUCACAUUCAGGAGCUCUCCUCGGGUGGGUGAAGCGGCCGGGAUAUCUUUCCUGGAGAACCAGAGCAAACUGAAGAGCCUGAUGACGGAAGUGCGAGCCCCGGACCUGAAGCUGGUCCCGCGGAGAGCAGACGACAGCUCCCCCCCUCCGCUCCAGUACCACAGCGGCGCGCCCCCUGUCACAUACAUGCACAUUUGUGAGACGGACCACUUCAGCAUGGGGGUGUUUUUACUUAAAAGCGGUGCCUCUAUCCCUUUGCACGACCACCCGGGGAUGCACGGCAUGCUGAAAGUCAUGUACGGCAAGGUCAGGAUCAGCUGCUUCGACAGGCUGGAGCGGCCGACUGGUAGCCCGCAGGAGCAGCCCACGCUUCCCCCGGCGCAGAUGGGAGCUCUGCGGAGGUCAGUGCUUCGCUGCACCGGGGAGUACACAGAGGAGAGCGGGCCCUGCGUCCUCACCCCUGAUCGGGACAACUUGCACCAGAUCGACGCUGUGGACGGCCCCACGGCGUUUAUGGACAUCCUGGCCCCUCCAUACGACCCUGACGAGGGCAGGGACUGUCACUACUACAAGGUUCUGGCUGAUUCGGAGGUUCAUAACACAGAACAGAAGGAGAAGGAAGUCUGGCUAAUGGAAAUCUCACAGCCCCCGGAUUUCUGGUGCGGAGGGGAGCCGUACCCAGGCCCGGAGGUGUGCCUCUGAUCCACCUGACUGACAUGUCUGCUUUUCUCGGGUUGGUUUGGUUUAGGCACCCUGAAGUGUCACAAGGCCAGGGCUUUUGGACUUGGCUGUGAACUGGACUAAAUGAAGGCUCACUCUUAAUCCUUGAUCUUUCAGCAGCACGUGAACACAUUACAGGCAGACAUGAUUAAAGGGUUAACUUUGGGCUCUGUUAAGCAACUUUGCAGGAUGGGGGACCACCUGCUCCUUUUAGGGACAUAAUACCGCACAGAAGUAGGUGACCUCAUUGCGUUGUAUUGUUAUCAGUGAUCCCUGCUGCUGCAACUCAAAGGUAAAAACUAGUAAGUCAAGUUUCUAUUUCACUCCAACAGAAAUUGGAGCCCCAGGUAAUACAAACCAACAUCUUGUUUGGAAUUAUUCUGACAGCAGAUAGAUGAACAAUAUCAGUUUCUGCCACUUGAAAACUAUCUUAAAAUGCACUUAAAGGUUCUCUAUAUUUAUGUGGAAACCAAAUGAAACAUUUCAUCUAUUCAGUUUUUUAGUUUAUAGUCCUCAUGAUUCAAAUGUUAUCUAUGCUGCAGCGUAAUCUCUGUCCCCUGUAGUCAGCAGCAGAAGUCUAUUGAGAUUAGGACCAGCAGCAUCUCAGGACAUUAGUGCUGGACAUUGACAGCUGUAAGGACUCUGCAGAUGAAGCUUGUGGCAGUAUCUAGAUGUAAGAAUUAGAGCUGUGAUUGGCUCUGACAUCACAUGUUAUUUUCCACUGAAACCCCUGUGGACUUCUGGGUUUAUCAGGGGGAUUUUGUUUCAAUAAAGGUGGUAUAACGUUGUAAACACAUAGAUGAAACAUUUCAUGUGUUUGCUGUGGGGUCUAGAACCAGAAAAGCAUCUAUGUUGGAGAAGUAGCCUAAAUGAGACCCUGUGAGGGUUUUCGAAAAGGAGAUGCCAAGAAAUGCCAAACAGAUGAUAUACAGGGUGCUGGUGCUGCGUUCAAAGGAAGUCAGGAAAUCUUGGAUUGUUGCUUGUAUCAGUUGUCAAAGUUGGCGCUUCAAGUAUUGAUUACAGAAUAUAAAUAACAGAAGAAAGUAUCACACAGUAAUAAUUUUAAUAAGCUAUAAAUACAAUAUUUCAACUACCAGCAUUGCAUGAUCUUCAGUGUAAAGCUUGCUGACUAUAAGCUAACAGUAUAUAUUUCAAACGUUCAACAGUUGCGUCUGUUGCAUGAAGGAUACAGUGCAUGCUUAACUCAGCUGACACUCUGACACAAAUCUGUUCAGUUUAUAAUCUACAUGAGGGAAAUCCUGACUUCUCUUGGGUGCAGCAUUUAAAACUAGAGUGUGCAAACCUGAGCUGAUUUGAUCUGAGUCUCCCUGGACCACGGAGGGACUGUGUCCAUGUGUUUGAAUCGUCUUCCUGCUUCGAGUUUUGUGACUGAACUGAAUGAAACUUCAGGUCUCUCUUUUGGAGACUCAAAAAUAUCUAAAAACUGCAUUUUUUUUUGCGUUGUGAGGAGAGUCUUUGAAAAGUAGACUGCUGAAUGAGUAGGAUCCUCAGGGUUGUUUGUGAUUUGUAUUGUUGACAGAUUUUUGGGAUACAACUGAAAGAUGUGCACUAAAUCAGACAUCUUAGCACAAAUGUUUCAGUGAAAAAGGACAAAGAAGUUUUGUCUGUGUGGAUACAAAACAAGGAUCAUGGAAAGCUUUUGGUCACAGUUUGAGUUAAUGAGACAUGAAGGAUAAAGGUGUGGUUGAUAAUUAAAUCUUAACACUUAGUCGUGAUGACUUCCAGAUUAGAAUACAGAGAAACAUGCAGCUGAACGAGUUCUCUGCUAUGUAACCCAGCCUCAAGUAAGGUCAUGUUUCUCUCACUUGCGUGCCUCUCCUGAAACUGGAGAUGGCAUGAAAGCAAAGCAUUUAAAUUUAAGUAUUUGAGUCUAGAUUGUUUCUAAAUCUGAAUUGAUGCACUUUAAAUCACUUUAAUUUGUACAACUUCAGUUCUUGCAGUGUGGAACAAACACAUUUCAAACAAAUGCUCAUAUAAGCAGAGUAAAUGAUGUUAGGGAAUCUAGAGCACACAGGUCAGUCUACUAGCUGAUGACUCAACAACAGGAGGCGGUCAAUGUCUAAAUCCAGUUGUUGAAUGAAAGUAGUAACUGUCUGUAUUAGAGGUUUUCUGUCACUGCAUAUAAAACCUGCUGUUUGCCGAAACAUUUCUGCUGUAUUUGUCUCAGACAUGAGCUUUGAAUGAGAGAUUUUGCUGUGCGCAAAUGUGUUUAGGAAAAUUGUCUCAUCUUCUCUGAUAAAGUCGCCUGAAUCAAC
Notolabrus celidotus (New Zealand spotty) is the source of this 3168-nucleotide messenger RNA. It is a transcript of the gene adob, whose product is annotated as 2-aminoethanethiol (cysteamine) dioxygenase b. The transcript has a single exon. Lineage: Eukaryota; Metazoa; Chordata; Actinopteri; Labriformes; Labridae. The coding region runs from base 113 to 874 and encodes 253 amino acids. Gene Ontology annotation, molecular function: oxidoreductase activity, acting on single donors with incorporation of molecular oxygen, incorporation of two atoms of oxygen. Gene Ontology annotation, cellular component: mitochondrion. The record is from RefSeq and is a predicted model, not a curated record.